AUGGAACCAACGUGCGUUGAUACUUCUCUUAACCUCAACCUUGUCCCUUCUCAAGAAACAGACGUUGCUAUGGUUGCUAAGGUUUUGGUUGAAGAGUUGGAGCGUUUAAGUAAUGAAAAUAAGAAGUUAACUGAGAGGUUAAACCUCAUGUGCGACAAUUAUAUUGCUUUGCAAAAGCAUUUAAACGAGUUCAAGAGUCAAGAAUCAGUGACCACGCCAUCGAGGAAGAGAAAGAUUGAGUGCACGGAAAGUUGCACCACUACUAAGGAAGAAACAUUCAUAGAUAACGCUUCUCCGAAAAUUUCUAAGGUUCUUGUACGCACAGAUGCAUCCAACACCAGCUUAUAUGUGAGAGAUGGAUAUCAGUGGAGAAAAUAUGGCCAGAAAGUUACUAGAGAUAAUCCAUCUCCUAGGGCUUACUUCAAGUGCUCUUUUGCUCCUUGCUGUCCUGUGAAGAAGAAGGUGCAGAGAAGUGUAGAGGACCCAACAGUAUUAGUGACAACAUACGAAGGAAAGCACAACCAUGCACAUCACCAAGGACAAACAUCAUCGUCAAACCAAAGUGAAACCUCUACGCAUGAUUUUGUUCCUUCUUCACUAGCUUAUGACUUGGUCAUGCCGAGAAAAUCAGGAGUUGACUAUGGUGGUCAAAGGUCGUCUAUACACCAGUUGUUAGUUCAGCAACUGACAACUUCUUUGACAAGAGAUCAUAAUUUUAGGACAGCACUUGCCACGGCAAUUUCUGGAACUAGUUUGGAUGUGCAAAAACGUUGA
This is a messenger RNA of Vicia faba (fava bean), 774 nucleotides long. The record is from the annotation of a GenBank genome assembly. Lineage: Eukaryota; Viridiplantae; Streptophyta; Magnoliopsida; Fabales; Fabaceae.